AAUAGGCGACUGCGGAUAUUACGGCAAUCUCUUUUCAACUGAUGAAAUAAACAAACAUUUUAUCUUUUAUUUUGCCAAUUUUGGGAUGUGCUGAAUGCGCGCUCUUCUCGUUACGUAUACGCGCGGCGAGUACCAUUCAAUACAGUCAUUUAUUUCUGAAAAGGUAGCAAUCCUUGCCACGAAUAGUGUCUGAGUACUAGCCAGCUAAGUUGUUUGUUUUACCCCUAGCUAGCGAAAGACGGCUUGAAUAUGGCGUGAAGCGGAGGCUGACUUGAGCUAAUUCCAUAUUGGAUUAGAGGGGUUAACACAGGUAACCAAGUCAGCUCAACACAGGGUCAGGGGUUCCGUUCGGCCGGAACCUCCACGAGCACGUCGUCAUGGCUUGGGCCCUGAAACUGCCGCUGGCGGAUGAGGUGAUCGAGUCAGGUCUGGUACAGGACUUCGACGCGAGUCUCUCUGGCAUCGGUCAGGAAUUGGGAGCGGGGGCAUACAGCAUGAGUGAUGUGCUGGCCCUUCCCAUCUUCAAACAGGAGGAGUCAAACCUUCCGCCGGACACUGACAACAAAAUCCUGCCCUUCCAGUAUGUUUUAUGUGCCGCCACCUCUCCUGCUGUCAAACUCCACGACGAGACUCUCACCUACCUCAACCAAGGACAGUCUUACGAAAUUCGAAUGCUGGACAAUCGGAAAAUGGGGGAACUCCCCGAAAUUACGGGGAAAAUGGUGAAGAGCAUUAUCAGGGUGGUGUUCCACGACCGGCGUCUGCAGUAUACGGAGCACCAGCAGCUGGAAGGCUGGCGUUGGAACCGACCCGGCGACCGCAUCCUCGACCUGGAUAUCCCAAUGUCUGUGGGCAUAGUGGACCCCAGGGCGAACCCCACACAGCUCAACACUGUCGAGUUCCUGUGGGACCCGUCGAAAAGAACGUCAGUCUUCAUUCAGGUUCACUGCAUCAGCACAGAGUUCACCAUGCGCAAGCACGGGGGUGAGAAGGGCGUGCCCUUCCGCAUUCAGAUAGACACCUUCAAAGAGAACGACGGUGGAGACUACACAGAGCAUCUGCACUCUGCCAGCUGCCAAGUCAAAGUCUUCAAGCCCAAAGGGGCAGACAGGAAACAGAAAACGGACAGGGAGAAGAUGGAGAAGAGGGCGCCGCAGGAGAAGGAGAAGUACCAGCCCUCGUACGAGACCACCAUCCUCACAGAGUGCUCUCCGUGGCCGGAGGCAACAUACGUAAACAACUCUCCGUCGCCAGGAUUCAACAGCGCCGCCACCCACAACAGCUUCACAGUAGCCGAAGGGUCACCUGACGCCCCUGUCCGUGAGUGGGGUCACACUGAAUCGUAUUGUCUUCCCGCCCCCAGAAACGGCUCACCAAAUCACCAGCCAGAGCCCGCCGCACAGAUCGCAGACUUGCCAUACCAUCUACUUAGAAGAGACAGUGAGAGCCAGCAGAACCUGUUGCCCACGGCGACGCCACAGGAUGCCCAGCAGUGGCUCCAUCGAAACCGCUUCUCUCCCUACUGUCGUCUCUUCACAAACUUCUCAGGGGCAGACCUUCUGAAACUGACCAGGGAAGACGUCAUCCAAAUCUGCGGCCCUGCCGAUGGCAUUCGACUCUUCAAUGCACUGAAAGGACGGGUGGUACGUCCGAGGCUGACCGUGUACGUGUGCCAGGAGUCCCAGCAGGCCCGGGAACAGCAACAGAAGCACGAGAACGGAGACGGCAGCAGCAGCACCUUCUUUGUGUACCACGCUAUUUACCUGGAGGAGCUGACUGCCAACGAGCUAACAGAGAAGAUAGCGCAGCUCUUCAGCAUCUCCCCAAGGCAGAUCAACCAGAUCUUCAAACAAGGACCCACUGGUAUCCAUGUGCUGGUCAGUGAUGAGAUGAUACAGAAUUUCCAGGACGAGGUGUGUUUUGUUCUGGACACAAUGAAAGCCGAGACAAACGAUGGGUACCACAUCAUCUUAAAGUGAAAAGGCAAACAGUGGGAUAAGUGGGGGAGAUGGGGUGGCCGGCAAACAGGCCAGCCAAUCUCCACACUCCUCCUCCCUCACCUCGUCUUUGUGUAGACUUUGGUCCCACCUUGCAACACACCUGCACACACACACGUGCACGCACACACCCACAAACAUACCCCCCACACAAACACACACAUGGCAAGUCCACCCCAGAACCCUCCUCCUCGCCUGUGUCCAAUGGAUUACGUCGACAGAAGACUCCCAUUGUUUCACCCUGAACGUGCGUGCGUGCGGAGGUGGGGCUCCUCAGUGGAAGGACAUGACCAUGUGGGAAAAAGAGCGAAAGAAAGAAAGAACGAACGAACUGGCAUCAUCUAGCCCUCACUCACCUUACUGUCUUACUGGAACUCAUCUCUUCCUCCUCCACCCCCCUCCUCCUCUUCCUCUUCCUCCACUCCCCCCAGACCCAGGCAGCCACUGUCACUCCAGCCCUCUCUAGUCCUCCUACAUCCCUUUUUUGUUUUGUUUUGUUCUGUUUAUAUUCAUUAUCCUCCUGCUUUUUUUUGCGCUUCUGCUUCUUAAUAGAACAUGAAAGAAUAAGGGGGGGAAAUAGGAGGGGGAAAAAGCAUUUUUUGUAUGCAUGAACAUUUCCCUCAUUGGGUGAGUCUGUGGCGUGCCAAAAUGAGAGGCUACCCAUGUUUCGCGAGAGUUCUCCCUCCCCCUCCCCAACUAGGCUAUUUGUUUGUCCUCUGAUUUGGACGAUAAAUUAACCAAACCGAAAAUCAAAGAAAUAACUGUCAACCUUGUAACCCCUUUUUGUACUGCCUUUUAAAAAUAUUGUUUUAUUUUAUUAUUAUUUUUUUUCACCCCUGGUUCUUGAUAUGCAAAUUUCACAUUCUUUCUGACCACAAUGAUGUCAAUAGCUGGGACAUCUUGAUGUGCAGAACCGGGUAAAGAGAAUUGUGUGGCUACAGGAAAUGUCAUCGUCAGAAGGAUGAUGGCAUACACAAAGGAAGUGAUGUCAUAGUCUGAAGGAUAUAAUGGCAUACAUAACAUAAUGACAUAAAUGUCUGCUCCCCUGUCUUUGUGACACAUCUGUCUGACUAGAGCACACUGUGACGCCAUAAAAAAAAGAAAAUUCCAUGCUGGUCUAUGUGAGUCUGAACUUGGAGUAUUGCAUCCCUAUCAUGGUAGUCCUGUUUUUUUGUACUCUGCCUGGAUUUGAUCGUGUAGAAGUUGUGCCAUGCGCAAGUCUAUUUUCUUCUUAUUCUUCCUCCUCCUCUUUGUCCUUAGAGGGUCUUCUUUUGCUAAGCACCCUGUAGAAGUAUUUUGUGACCACGAGCAAGGCCUGCCCCUGUUACUGCGUUUUAAGUGGAUGUGCUGGUCGUUACUAGGUUAUAAUGAACGGCUCCAGAGGUAAAUAAAGCCUCGGGAUGAGAUGAGAGUGAUUUUAUUCAUUGUUUUAGUGAUGAUCUCCAACCCUCCAGACUCUGCCUGGUCACGCUGCCCCCCAUGCUUCUUAAUUUUGAAGGUUAUGACUGAAGAGUAUAGCCAGCACCUUUCCCCCAGACAAUGUUCCUGCAUUGGCCAUUGGGCUAUAUGAAACAAAUGUCCUCUAAACCUUAUUCCAUGUCAGAACUAAUGCACAAAUUAAGAGGACUGGAUAUUUUAAGUCCAACCCCCCUCAUGAACUUAAGACACAUUAGUCUAUUAUUAAGACUGCAUGUCAUUUUGAAACCCAAGGGAUGAGCUUGUAAACGAUCUCUCUCCACUGUUCCACCGCACAAUUUUCUUUGUACUUUUUUUUUUGUCCCUCUCUUAGCAUUACUCUCUGAGUAGCAGAUAAGGAAGCAGCAAGCUGCAGAAGAAGGGUAUCCUUCUGGAAAGAAAAAAUGAAAAGCAAAUGACAGCUAAAUGUUUCAAUGUGCGUAGGCCUGUGUAUAACCCCCAGUUUCUUUUUAUCUAUUUUUUUUUAACAGAACUGUGUUUACUAUCAGUGUAAUACUUUUUGUUUUUAUCAUUGGAUAUUACCACUUCCAGACACUAAUCCAUCUAGAGGGUUGUUGUUGAUGGUGGUGGUUGAUGUGCAGGUUGAUGCUGCAUGAAGAUUUAAAAAGCUGUAGCGGUGGUUGUCAUUUCUGAUCAGUUGUGCUAGAUGCGUCAUUUAUGUGGAUGCUGAGACGUACAUUGAUGUCCAUCUUUGCCCCUUUCUCUCUGCCCAUGUCAUCACGAUGAUUAAACUACUUAACCAUCAAAAGAUA
Engraulis encrasicolus (European anchovy) is the source of this 4225-nucleotide messenger RNA. RefSeq names its product transcription factor CP2 (gene tfcp2). Bases 378 to 1979 code for a protein of 533 amino acids. Gene Ontology annotation, biological process: regulation of transcription by RNA polymerase II. NCBI's taxonomy places the organism in Eukaryota, Metazoa, Chordata, Actinopteri, Clupeiformes, Engraulidae. The transcript has 17 exons. The record is from RefSeq and is a predicted model, not a curated record. Gene Ontology annotation, cellular component: nucleus. Gene Ontology annotation, molecular function: DNA-binding transcription activator activity, RNA polymerase II-specific; RNA polymerase II cis-regulatory region sequence-specific DNA binding.